GACAAGGUCCUGACACUGGCACGGUCAAUGUCGGACAAGUAAAUAAGAGAGUUCACGAACACACCCUUGUUAUAAACAAGAGCUAGGAUCUGCAUGGGAAAUGGCGAAGAUCCGGCUGGUGUGCGUGCUUUUGUCGCAGGUGGUGUUGGUGGCAUGGCAUUCUUGGUAGCUGGGCAACCAUUCGAUACCGUCAAGGUACGAAUGCAGAGCCAAGCAAAAGGUACACUGUACAAAUCUUCAACAGACUGUUUGUACAAAACAGUCUCACGAGAAGGCAUCCGGGCCUUGUUUAAAGGAAUGUCAACUCCCCUCGCUGCUUGCAUCCCUUCUUAUGCUCUUUGGUUUCUGGGCCACGACCAUGCGAUAACUUUACAGCAGAAGCUACUUGGUAGACAGGAGAUGAGUCUCUGGAACCACGGAUUAGCUGGCCUGACAGCAGGUGCCUACAUGGUGACGAUAUUGGGUCCUGGAGAACGGGUUAAGUGCUUGCUACAGAUGCAGAUGGACAAAAAGCAGAGGAAAUACAAGGGACCACUAGAUGUUAUAAGUAAGACGUAUAGGGAGGGUGGUUUUAGAACGCUCGGUAAAGGAACUCUCGUUACCGGUCUCCGAGAUGUUCCUGGAUCCGGCCUGUUUUUUGUCCUGUACGAGUAUUUAAUCAGCAAAUAUGGGGAGUCCCCAACUUCUAUAACUAUGGCCGGGGGAGUGGCAGGAGUACUGAUGUGGUUUGUAGGAGUUCCCCCUGAUGUUAUAAAGACGCUCUACCAGACAGCACCACACGGGAAGUACAAGUCAUCUCUCCAGAUAGUACCUGAACUGUAUAAGUCAGAAGGGUUAAGCGGAUUCUACAAAGGAUUUGGUCCAAGUGGGAUACGAGCAUUCCUUGCCAACGGGAUAUGCUUGCUGACGUACGACCUGGUGAUAAAAACGUGGCAGAAACUGUACCCCUUAGCAAACAUGAACAUCAACCAUUCAACAAACGAAUACUGAAUUUUGCUUUUAAUUAAGUUAUGCUAUAUUACUUGAACAUCAUUUUGGUUUCAGAUUUUAUGAUAUAUUUAUUUCG
Messenger RNA from Bolinopsis microptera, 1066 nucleotides. Its product is annotated as mitochondrial carnitine/acylcarnitine carrier protein-like. The transcript is spliced from 8 exons. Bases 94 to 990 code for a protein of 298 amino acids. Gene Ontology annotation, molecular function: O-acyl-L-carnitine transmembrane transporter activity. Gene Ontology annotation, cellular component: mitochondrial envelope. NCBI's taxonomy places the organism in Eukaryota, Metazoa, Ctenophora, Tentaculata, Lobata, Bolinopsidae. Gene Ontology annotation, biological process: mitochondrial transport; carnitine transmembrane transport. The record is from RefSeq and is a predicted model, not a curated record.